UUGCUUCCUCCUCCUUGCUUCCUCCUCUUCCUCCUUCCCGUUGUCACUCACUAGCUGGAGAAACACGCGUAUUGUCCACCGGCCUGGUCUCACACCGACGAUAAAGAAAACACAGCAAAUUUGACAUAACUUGUGGAGCAUUUGUCUUUGAAUACUAGUUUAAGCUCAACACCUUUUACCCAGGAAGAUGAUGUCAAAGAAGAUUCCCCAGUGCUCUGCGCUGGAUCAGCCGGAGCAUGAUCAGCCUCCCAGCCAUUGUCAGGUUGACCGGUCCGCAAAUGCAGCACUGGGGUCUAGGAACAUAGCUGAAUCAGGUCAUAGAAACGGAGAGACGGCGUCUUCUUCCCCAGAGAGCGGCAGCUUGAACGGAGAUGGAAAGCGCAGCGGGAAAAGCCGCCGCCGCAAGAAACGUUCAUCCAAUCCCGAGAGUCGCUCUGAGGGGAAGGUUGACAGUAAGACCACGAAUGACGAAAAGCCUGACAAAAGGACCAGCCAGCCACCACCUGACCCCCGCACGGGGCUGAUUGGCCUGCAGUCUGAGUGUGCUAGUGUUUGGUUCGACCGCAGCAUCUACGAACAAGCCGAGAGCCUCUACCAGUGCUGGUUGGCGAGCUCCUCCAAUGGGACCACCAAGUCAAAGCGGUCGCCUCCAGCCCCAGGAAAUCUCUCAAACACUCCAUCCGCUGCGGCUCCAUCUUCCUCAGGACAGGUGUGCCACCAUGGCAAUCAGGUGGCCUGCCACCACGUUGUCCAGUCCGUGUGGGUGAACAAGGCGACCUUUGACCGAGCAGAGCGCCGCUUUGUUGAAGAAUCCGUGCAGCCGUCUAUUCCAAACUCUCUGAACCUUCCAUCUCGGCCUAACCGCUCCAUUGCACCCAGAACACCUGAUGAAGGAUAUAUGUCUCUAACCCCGACACCUGCAACCCCUGUCAUCCAACAAGCAGCUGUCACGCCAACCAAUCGACAAUCGAUUAACGGACUGCCCCGCAUCCCUGUGGAGCUGCUUAGAGACGUGUGGCUGGAGAAGCCGCUGUAUGACCGCGCCGAAGCAGCCUUCUACCAGAAUCUGUACGGUAACAGUUCCUCCAAACGCUCCAGCUGCGCCUCCGCUGCCAGAAGUAGCGACCACCCUCAAAGUCUUGUAGAAGAGGAGGAGGAGGAGGAAGAAGAAGACGAGGAAGCGGUGGUGGAGGAAAAACGGGUGGUCCCGCAGGGUAAAGCAGAAGUCUUCCACGCUCUGCUCCCUAUUCAGGAGGAAGAUGAGCCAGCUGAGGUCUCAGAAAAAGUAGUAGUUUCGGGAGCUGGAGUCUGCUUCUUCGUUCACCCCGACAGCGAGCGGGUGUGGCUGGACAAGUGGCGGUAUGAUGCUGCAGAGAGCCGUUUCCAUGGAUACAAUGGCAGUGAAGCUGUGGUGGUGAAGAAGGGUCGGAGGCCAGAAGCCCCAUCAGUUGCCUCCACCGCCCCACUGAGGGACAACACCAUGAGUUCAGUAGACUUUCUGUCCCAGGAGAAGAUCUGGUUUGACAAACCUCGCUAUGAUGAGGCCGAGAGACGCUUCUACGAGCGCACAAACGGCUCCUCCCAACCAACACAGGAUGUUGGAGCUAACAGCAUUCUGCAAGACAUUGCUCGGGCUCGGGAGAACAUCCAGAAAUCUCUAGCAGGACUGAAGACAACACUGUGUAACAGAGGGUCUGGUCAACCUUCCCUGAGUCAACAGUCCCAGCUUAGCAGCAGCAGUGCAGCUGAUCAAGGAGAAAUCAUCUGUCGCAUCAAGAGCCUGGAGCUGGAGAACCACAGCUUACACAAAGUGGUGGAUGACUUGAGGGCUGCACUUUCCAAACUGGAAUGUCGGGUAUCAGUUCUGGAGAAAUCUCCUGCAGCUGUGACCCCUGUUACCACUCCGUCAGUACCCUACACAAAUGGCACUACUGUCCAGCAGAAGACCAGCGCCCCGGUUAAAAAUGAGGAGGAAGACGAUGAUGAUGAUGAUAUUGACCUGUUUGGUAGUGAUGAUGACGAAGAGGCAGAUAAACUCAAAGAACAGAGGUUGAAGGAGUAUGCAGAGAAGAAGGCCAAGAAGCCCGGCAUCAUCGCCAAGUCUUCCAUCUUAUUGGAUGUCAAACCUUGGGACGAUGAAACUGACAUGGUGAAGCUGGAGGAGUGUGUGCGCUCUGUGCAGGCGGACGGCCUGUUAUGGGGCACGUCCAAACUGGUUCCUGUCGGUUACGGCAUCAAAAAACUCCAGAUCGCAUGUGUGGUGGAGGACGACAAGGUGGGAACGGACAUGUUAGAGGAAGAGAUCACCAAGUUCGAGGACUAUAUCCAAAGUGUUGACGUAGCAGCUUUCAACAAGAUCUGAUUCCAGUGUGUCUCUUUCUGUCUUUCGUCACGCCUUGUUUCGCUGCUGAUUGUGUCAAUGGUUAAUAAUAAUAAAAACAAACUCCCGCACUU
Molecule: messenger RNA, 2454 nt
Organism: Sander lucioperca (pikeperch)
Lineage: Eukaryota; Metazoa; Chordata; Actinopteri; Perciformes; Percidae
Gene: eef1db
Product: eukaryotic translation elongation factor 1 delta b (guanine nucleotide exchange protein)
Exons: 12
Coding region: 188-2362 (724 amino acids)
Biological process (GO): translational elongation
Cellular component (GO): eukaryotic translation elongation factor 1 complex; cytosol
Molecular function (GO): guanyl-nucleotide exchange factor activity; translation elongation factor activity
Source: RefSeq, a predicted model, not a curated record